AUGCUGCAAAAAAACGCAAUGGCUUGCUCAAAUUUAAGAAACACGCUUUUGUUCCUCUUCAUUACAGCCAACCUUAUCCAUGCACCAUUCGCCUCUUAUCUCGAGAUCAAGAAGAAAUGUUUCCUAACCUCGAAAGUCACGGUUCACGUGGCCAACUUGCUAUCUGUGAACGAGCAAUUUCUACUGCACUGUCGGUCGAAAGACGAUGAUUUAGGAAUAAAGACGAUGGGUCAAAAUCAAGAAUUCAGGUGGACUUUCUGCACUAAUAUCUGGCACUCUACCAAAUUUUGGUGUACUUUUCAGUGGGGAAUAAAGCAUCAAGAGAUUGUCGCGUACGAGGAGGCAAUGAGGGAGUUCUGUAAACACAAUCACUGUUAUUGGUCUGCAAGAGAUGACGGAAUAUAUUUUUCCGACACUAAAUUACAUAACCACCACAACUUUUACAGUUACAAAAUGCAACGCUUCAUAUAUUUUAUGUACAACCAAAACUACCAAGAUCUCAAAAAACACAACAUCAUACAAAUACAUGCUGCAAAAAACGCAAUGGCUUGCUCAAAUUUAAGAAACACGCUUUUGUUCCUCUUCAUUACAGCCAACCUUAUCCAUGCACCAUUCGCCUCUUAUCUCGAGAUCAAGAAGAUAUGUUUCCUAACCUCGAGAGUCACGGUUCACGUGGCCAACUUGCUAUCUGUGAACAAGCCGUUUCUACUGCACUGUCGCUCGAAAGACGAUGAUUUAGGAAUAAAGACGAUUGGUCAAAAUCAAGAAUUCAGGUGGACUUUCUGCACUAAUUUCUGGCACACUACCAAAUUUCGGUGUAAUUUUCAGUGGGGAAUAAAGCAUCAAGAGAUUGUCGCGUACGAGGAGGCAACGAGGGAGUUCUGUAAAGACAAUCACUGUUAUUGGUCUGCAAGAGAUGACGGAAUAUAUUUUUCCGACACUAAGAAUUAUGAUUGGAAGUGA
Molecule: messenger RNA, 963 nt
Organism: Striga asiatica
Lineage: Eukaryota; Viridiplantae; Streptophyta; Magnoliopsida; Lamiales; Orobanchaceae
Source: the annotation of a GenBank genome assembly